Messenger RNA from Gambusia affinis (western mosquitofish), 4265 nucleotides. RefSeq names its product SEC16 homolog B, endoplasmic reticulum export factor (gene sec16b). The record is from RefSeq and is a predicted model, not a curated record. The transcript is spliced from 25 exons. Gene Ontology annotation, cellular component: endoplasmic reticulum exit site; ER to Golgi transport vesicle membrane. The coding region runs from base 547 to 3297 and encodes 916 amino acids. Gene Ontology annotation, biological process: COPII vesicle coat assembly; autophagy; Golgi organization. NCBI's taxonomy places the organism in Eukaryota, Metazoa, Chordata, Actinopteri, Cyprinodontiformes, Poeciliidae.
AACGUGGCAACAGUCAGAGUUUGCAAGUUGCCUCUUUUCCCCCAACCCAACAACAUGAAGCCACUAUCGAGGACCCGGUUUGUCCUGUACAUCAUGGAGAAUGUGAGUGUAUUUUUUUUUGUGUGUCUAUAAUCAACCAGAGGAUGGAUCUCAGCAGGAACAGCAGUCAGGGCGUGUUCCACUGUUUACCUAAAACUCCCUGAGAACCCUCAUUGGAUGCAAAGGAUGAAGGGAUUUUCAUCGUUAGGGCAACCACACCCUGCUUUGAUAAUCUCUAAUCUUUAAAACAAAAUAAUAUUUUUCAAAAUGAAAACUUUUUCCUUGAGUUUUGAUCCUGUUUUAUUCUCAUUCGGACUGUUUCUGCCACUGCUGAAUUGCACACGCAAAUUCCUGUUUUGGGUCACAGUGUGUGAACUUUCUCCUCUCGUUAUCAGACUGACUAGUUAUCAGCUCAUGUUGUGUGUUUCUGCUGAAUGAUGUGGCAGCUGUGGGUGUACUUUGCCUUCCUCUGACAUGUCUGAGCUGCAUUAGAGUCUAGUCUUAGAGAUGGACCAGAGGAGCCACCAGGUGCCUGAUUCUGGCUGGCGCUCCCACAGAAAGAAAGACAAGGAGCAUUACUCCAGGUCUGCUCAGCAGGAAUGGGAUCUGAACUAUCCUGUGCCGGACCGACAUUGGGGUCGUCCUGAUGCUUGCUAUAUGAGCCACUUCACCAGCCCACCUGCCAGACCUCAGCUGCUUCCAUACAACUCCCAGGAAUAUGCAUAUGGAUAUGGGUGGCAGGAGCAUCACAGACCUCAGUCCAGGCAUGGCUAUGACUACUCCUCUCAACACCACUGGGAUUACCAAGACGGCUAUGGCUAUUAUGACUACUACAGAGGCCACCAUGCACAGCAAGAUGGUGUACAGUGGGGUCCCCAAGAAUCAUGGCAAACCAGUCAGCACCCUGACAGGACCCAUAUGCAGGGACAUGGAGCGAGCCUCAAUUCAGAGGAGCACAGAUAUGACCAGAGGAAGGACAUCUCCCAGCAUUACCUCAGUGAUUAUGAAGCUAACCCUUCCAGAGACAAUGAGGAGAUUUUCUCUUAUCACCCCGGGACUCUAGAGAGUUCCAAAACCUCAGGCCUGUCUUCCAGCAGCUAUGAGCUGAGUCAGUACAUGAACGGAUCUGAUGUCUGUGAAACAGACAUGCCUCCUGUCCUCAGCUCUGACAGAGAGCACCCAGCAGCAUGUCAGACCUCGGCUCCUCUGAAGUAUUCAGUCCCUCACGCGAUGGUGAGCUUCGGGCCCGCGGGCCAGCUCAUCCGGGUCACUCCAGGCCCAUCAGCACAGGAGAAAUCCAAUCCGCUGGAAAUCCACAGUUUGGAACUCAUACUGAGUGAGACGCAGGAACAGCAGGAGAUGAGAAACUUCCCAGGGCCUUUAACUCGGGAAGAUUUGCAUAAAGUGGAUGCAAUAGACUUUGCUCAUCAAAAGGCAGGAGCCUGCAUGCGAGAUGGCCUGCUGCCAGAUAGGAGCUCUGCUGCCCUCUUGUGGAACCUUCUGAUACUUCUCUGCAGACAGAAUGGACAAAUAGUUGGCUCAGAUAUCACUGAGCUCCUGAUGCAGGAUUCCCAUUCAGAUGGAAGCUGGAAGCCAGAUGUUCCCACGCUCAUCGACUUCGACGAGCAUCCAGCCGCCGAAGCGCCGCCUGCAGGCGGAGACGAUCUGCUCACAGGAGAUCCCAGCAGCUCUGGUGCAGAGCGACCAGAGAGGGCGCUGCAGAGCUACACUCAGCUGCUGCUGGCUGGAAGGAAGAAGGAGGCCUUGGACUCUGCCAUGUCCAGCGGUCUGUGGGGGCAUGCACUUUUUCUGGCCAGCAAGAUGGGCAGCAGAUCAUAUACCACAGUACUGAACAGGUUUACAAGCCAGCUAGUAGCAAAUGAUCCCCUCCAGACUCUCUUCCAGCUUCUGUCUGGGAGAAUCCCAGCUGCAUCUGUGUGCUGUGGGAAUGAAAAGUGGGGCGACUGGCGGCCCCAUCUGGCUGUGAUGCUCUCCAACGAGACAGGAAGUGGUGCCGUACAGCAGAAGGCCAUCCUCACCAUGGGGGACUCACUCGCCUCCAGGGGCCUGACGCAUGCGGCCCAUGUGUGUUACCUGACGGGCGCCGCUUCCUUUGGCCUGUUUCCACAGAAGGCAGAGAGACUCGUGCUUCUAGGCAGCAGCCACAGGCAGCCUUUUGGAAACUUUGCGUCAAACUCUGCCAUCCAGUGCACUGAGCUAUACGAGUACUGUCAGACGCUCGGAGGGAAGUCAUUUUCAAUCCCAUCGUUUCAGGUGUAUAAGUUCCUGUAUGCCAGUCGGCUGUUGGACUGUGGGCUUUCGCCCCAGGCCUUCCAUUACUGUGAGGUGGUAGGGCAGGCCGUGCUCAGGCAGCAGGAGCCUCACUAUGUGCUGAUGGAGGAGCUUAUUAAGCUAUCAGAUAGACUGAGGUUCUCUGAGGGUCAGUACAGUGAAGCUGGGUUUACUGCAGUAGAACAGGAACCAGAGUGGCUUAAACACCUUCGGACACGACACCAACGCUUACAGAUGGGGAUUUAUGAUGGUAUUGAUAUAAAUCAAGCAGGUCCUGCAAACCAUGCCCUGGCCUACGAGAACAGCCAACUGGACCCGGAAUCUGAUCUGGAAGAUUUAAGUUGUCCCAACCAGAAUCCGGAGCCUGAGUUUCUCUAUUUCCAAAGCUCUGAGCAUCAGGACAGCCUCAUUCAUGGGAGUGGAGAGGAAACGCAGGAAAUGAUGUCAAACACUGACACAGAAACAGAGCAGAGGCCUCAUGCCGAUGCUCCCUCCAUGCCAACAAUAGCAGUUCAUGCUCCCUCUGCCCCCACCUGCCAAAACUUCAGUCAUCAUUACACGGAUGGUGUUGAAGUCAGGAGUUCCAUGCCAUAUUGUCCUCUGAGUAAUGUUUCUCUGGCAGCUGAUGAGGCAGACUCGUCUUCCGGGGCCGGGACGAUGCUUGAGGUUAGCUUCGGUCAUAAUCAAAGCCAGCGGGUCGUCACUGGCGCUGUGGAGGAGCCUGAGGGGCCCAAAGAGGUUCCUAAACAGAGCACCAAGGCUGGGUGGUUCAGUGGCUGGUUCAAAUCCAAACCAAAAGAGGUCCAGGAAAAUCCAGAGAAAGACAUCCCAGCUCAGACGGACCAGCUCCCAGCUGCUGGCCACCACCCUCCUCCUCCACCUGCUGCUCUCCCUGCUGCCACAUGUCCAGCAUCCCCGGUUGGGAUAAAUCCUUUCACAAGGAGAGCAGGCCUGCAGCCAAGGUAGUAAAAGCUGCAUAACUCCAUCAAAGAACGGUUGAUUACACUUAAAUCGAAGUGAGGACUUUGUGCACAUAUACCGCCACCAGGAAGAACUGUAUACUGCUUGCUUGCACAGAUGAUUCUUCCAUUGGGGUUCUGUUUCAGACCCUUACAGAGGACUCGCCAUCAUGUUCCGUGCAUGGAACAGAAAUACUCGCAACUCAAAUAGCAGCGGCUGUGACAGCCAAGGUAUGCUUCCUGAGAGCUGACUGUGGGGAAAUAACCGGGGUGGUGGCAGUGCAGGACAGCAUCUCUGACCCCAGUGACUACAGCAUAGAAGUGACUGGAAUCAGCUUUUCUCUACUUGAGGUAAUCUUUAGCCAUUCUGACUCUCUUAAGGAUUUGAUGUAAACGGAGGCAGUGUCGUUUUCUUUAUUGUAAUUGCUAAAUGCACAAACUGCGCUUCCUCGUGUCUCAUAACACGAGGUGUGCGUGUGUGUGUGUGUGUGUGUGUGUGUGUGUAUAUAUAUAUGGACGUGGGGGUUCUAUGUAAAGGGAGACCUCUGCCAGGCUAUCAAUCCAUAGCGCUUCUGCUCAUACCCUCCCACCCCCAAAAACAUUUAUAGAGCCAAACUGUUUAUGAAAUGUUCAUGUGAGGAAGGUUUAUCUUAGUUAUCUACUAAAUGUCUGUAGAACUGCAUUUACUUUGAGGAUCACCUGUUUUGUUACUUUGUCAUCUUGUAAACACAUCUGUAUAUAUUUAAGAUGUUUUAAGUUAAGCAGUCAGGUUUUGCUUUUAAAGUAUAUUAACGCCUUCUACAUAUCAGUUACAUGACAAUUAUCUGUUUCUGUUUCAAUGACACUGAAACAUUAAAACAUUAACAAACCUGUAUGUGCUGUUUUCUGUCAUACAGUCAUGGUGAAUAAAUAACAGACGGGUCUGAGCUCAGAAAUAACAAUAAUGCCAAGCAGGCCUCUCACUUUGCACAGGCC